GUGAAAAACUGAUUUUUUUAGCAUCUACAGUUGUGUUGAUUCAUUAGUGUACUAUCUAGCAACCUAUAACUGCCUAAGCGGUAUCCUUCACCAUGGACGUGAAGUCUUUCCUUCAUUCUUGGUGCGCCAAGAAAACUCUCAACCCGACUUUCGACGUCCGUGCCACAGGGCCGAAACAUCGUCAACGCUUCCUCUGCGAAGUCCGUGUGGAUGGCAUUUCUUACGUCGGCGCCGGUAACUCGACCACCAAGAAAGAUGCCCAGAUGAACGCAUCCAAGGACUUUGUGAAUUUCUUAGUCAGGACUAAUCAGGUGGCUGCCAGUGAAGUGCCCGAAGAGGUGAGAGUGAAGACCGAGGACAAUGGGGGCGCUGGCAACAACGGAAACUUUGGUGGCGGAGCCAGCUACCAGGGACAGGAGCCCCAAAUCAGACCUGUUUUCCAAGAAGGCAUGGGUCCCGAAAGCAUGGGCCAAGCGUACCACGCCUACGGAGGUCCCAGCCAGAACUUCACGUACAUGGACCGUCUCCAGCAGCAGAAGAACGUGGAAGAAGCCGAGGACCUGGACGUGAACGCCAGUCUCCAUGGCAACUGGACCAUGGAGAACGCUAAGUCGAAACUUCAUCAGUUCAUGCAGAUGAAUAAGAUCAAUGCGGACUAUGUUUAUAAGGCUGUUGGGCCUGAUCAUACCAGGAGUUUCUGCUGCGAGAUGUCGAUCUACGUCCGUCAACUUGGCCGUAACGUGACGGGCCGAGAAACAGCAUCCAACAAGCAGACUGCCAGCAAAUCGUGCGCUUUGUCUCUGGUGCGACAACUAUACCAUCUUGGAGUUAUUGAAGCUUUCAGCGGGACUCUGAAGAAGGAUAGGUCUAACGAGGGCAAAAUGAAGCCACACCCAGUGGCAAUUAGUCCAGAGCUGGAGCAACAGCUGGAAAGCACUUUACAAGAGCUCGGCAUUGAGCCCGUAAACGUAGACACAGCCGCAAAGCCGGCAGACAGCGACGGGCAACCCACCGGCGUGACUAUACUACAGAUGGACCGCGUUCGAGCCAUGCGCGAGGCGCGCCCAACGCAAGCCGGCGUCGUGUCAUGGUCACCGCCGCAGGCUAAUUGGAACGCUUGGACCGCCUGUAAUAUUGACGAAGGUCCCCUGGCCACUAACUCUCUCGACAACAUCAGUUCCGAUCUCGAGCGCAACCAUCGUGACCUCUGCCAGAACAGUCAACUAUACCAGGAGAGCAUGAAAGAGAGGGAGAAUCUUCCUGUCUACGCCAUGCGAUCCACCAUUAUGGAGGCCAUCAAUGAGAAUCCCGUGAUCAUCAUCAGGGGUAACACCGGCUGCGGGAAGACCACACAAGUAUGUCAGUUCAUUCUGGAUGACUAUAUAGCGAGCGGUCAGGGCGCAUGGGCCAACGUAUGCGUCACCCAGCCACGAAGAAUCUCUGCUGUUAGUGUGGCUGAGAGAGUGGCCUCUGAGCGCUGUGAGGAGCUUGGAAACAGUGUUGGCUAUUCCGUGCGAUUCGAGUCCAUAUUGCCAAGGCCGUACGGUUCAAUAAUGUUCUGCACCGUGGGCGUGCUGUUGAGAAAACUCGAAGGCGGAUUGAGAGGAGUCAGCCAUGUUCUAGUAGAUGAGGUGCACGAGCGAGACGCAGACACCGACUUCGCCCUGAUUCUGUUGCGCGACAUGGCGCAUACAUACCCGGACCUGCGCAUCAUUCUCAUGUCGGCCACUGUUGAUACAACACUCUUUACCAAGUACUUCGGCAACUGUCCCGUUAUUGAGGUCCCUGGACGUACGUUCCCCGUCCGCCAGUAUUUCCUCGAAGACUGCAUCGAGCUGACCAAGUUCGUGCCGCCCGUCGACUCCAGAAAACGGAAGGCGUCAGGGAAAAAGGCUAAUAAGGAGGAUGGAGACGAUGACGAGGAUGAAGGUGUUGGUGUGGACGAGCAGGAGGAAGAUUUGAACAAGAUCGCUCAACUGGGCAGCGAUUACUCACCUCAGACUGCGCAGUCCAUGGCCAAGCUCUCCGAAAAAGAUUUAAGCUUCGAGCUGAUCGAAGCCCUCCUCGUGUACAUCGGCUCGCUGAACAGCGAUGGCGCCGUCCUGGUGUUCCUGCCCGGCUGGAACCUGAUCUUCGCGCUGAUGAAGCACCUCAUGCAGCACAGACUCUUCGGGGAUCAGUCGAGAUACGUGAUCCUGCCGCUGCACAGCCAGAUCCCGCGCGAGGAUCAGAAGAAGGUGUUUGUUACGCCGCCGCCUGGGAUCAUCAAGGUCAUCCUUUCAACGAACAUCGCGGAAACUUCGAUCACCAUCAAUGACGUAGUCUACGUCAUAGACUCGUGCAAAGCCAAGAUGAAACUGUUUACGUCACACAACAACAUGACGUCAUACGCCACCGUGUGGGCCAGCCGGACUAAUUUAGAACAGCGCAAGGGUCGCGCUGGGCGCGUGCGCGCUGGCGUGUGUUUCACGCUGUGCUGCAAGGCUCGCUACGAGCGCCUCGAGGAACACCUGGCAGCUGAGAUGUUCCGCACUCCACUGCACGAGCUCGCUCUCAGCAUCAAGCUCCUCCGCCUCGGCAGCAUAGGCCACUUCCUCUCCAAGGCUCCAGAGCCCCCGCCGCUAGAUGCCGUUAUCGAGGCCGAGGCCAUGCUCCGCGAGUUGGGCUGCCUUGAUGCCAACGACGCGUUGACUCCUUGCGGCACUAUACUGGCUAAGUUGCCUAUUGAGCCCCGGCUCGGCAAGAUGAUGGUGCUGGGCUUCGUGCUGGGCGUGGGCGACGCGCUGACCACGAUGGCGGCCAACUCCACCACGUUCCCGGAGGUGUUCACUGUCGAGGGCCGCCGCCGCCUCAUGCCGCACCAGCGCGCGCUGGCCGGCGACCGCGCCUCCGACCACGUGGCCAUGCUCAACGCCUUCCAGAUGUGGGAGCGAGAGCGCGCUAAGGGCGAGGAGGCGGAGAUGGCGUGGUGCGAGUGGAAGGGGCUGCAGCAGACCACGCUCCGGGUCACCUCCGAGGCCAAAUACCAGCUCAUAAAUAUCCUGACCACCUCAAUAGGGUUCCCGGAGGAGUGCUGCGUGCCCCAACGCUGGAACCCGACCGUACCUGACCCGAUGUUGGACAACGUAAUCGCGCUCAUGGCCAUGGGCCUUUACCCCAACGUCUGUCUGUAUCAGGGGAAACGGAAGGUGUUAACGACGGAAGGCAAGCCGGCCCUUAUCCACAAGACGUCCGUGAACUGCAGCAACUUCGAGCAGAAGUUCCCGUCGCCACUCUUCGUGUUCGGCGAGAAGGUGCGCACUCGCGCCAUCAGUUGCAAGCAAACCACCAUGGUGGCGCCACUGCAUCUGCUCAUGUUCGCCUGCAGGAAGGUUGAGUGGAUCGAGGAAAUGGUGCGCUUGGACAACUGGCUGAACUUCGACAUGUCACCGCGCGUGGCCGCCAUGGUGACGGCGCUGCGGCCCGCCAUAGAGAAACUAGUAGAGCGCGCGGCCGCUGAACCUGAUGCCGCGCUGCAGUUCUCUCCCUCUGAGCAAAAGCUCGUCAACUGCGUAAAGGCCUUAUGCGUGGUCGACGCCGGAGACCACAACAUCCAACGCGAGCAAGGCACCCCCGUAUUCAGACCCGAUGGGGCGAAACGGGGCAACCGCGGCUGGGGCACCAGCGGACCGCGAGCCGGCUUCACCGGAGGCGGCAUUGGGGGCAGGGGCGGCUUCGGGAACAACCAAGGAGGAUUUGGAAACAAUCAAGGAGGAUUUGGAAACAAUCAAGGAGGAUUUGGAAAUAGGGGGUUUGGCGGCGGUUUCAGGGGGAGAGGUGGGUUCCGUGGCGGUUUUAGAGGCAGGGGCCAAUGGUAAAGUGAUUAGACCAUUCCUUAUUAAUU
This is a messenger RNA of Cydia amplana, 3883 nucleotides long. RefSeq names its product dosage compensation regulator (gene mle). The transcript has 23 exons. Gene Ontology annotation, cellular component: cytoplasm; intracellular anatomical structure; nucleolus. NCBI's taxonomy places the organism in Eukaryota, Metazoa, Arthropoda, Insecta, Lepidoptera, Tortricidae. The record is from RefSeq and is a predicted model, not a curated record. Gene Ontology annotation, molecular function: double-stranded RNA binding; 3'-5' DNA helicase activity; RNA helicase activity. The coding region runs from base 93 to 3857 and encodes 1254 amino acids. Gene Ontology annotation, biological process: positive regulation of transcription by RNA polymerase II; regulation of mRNA processing.